GGGCUCGCGCUGGCGGGAUAUUAGGGCGCAGGCGUCCCGCCAGGGGGCGGAGCCCGAGAGAUGGGCAGCGGAUUUCCGGUUCCUGGAGCAACGAACGGCCGCGGCGGCGACAGCUACCGCUUCGGAGGAAGCGGCUGCGGAGGAGGAAGAAGAGGAGCUGGGCAAGGCGGGAGCCACAGGCGGGACUCUCGCCAUGGGUCCGCGGACCUAGAGCGGUGAAGGCCGCUGCUCCUUCCUGUGGCCCCCAUGGCUGAGGACUGGCUGGACUGCCCAGCCCUGGGCCCUGGCUGGAAGCGCCGUGAGGUCUUUCGCAAGUCAGGUGCCACCUGUGGACGCUCAGACACCUAUUACCAGAGCCCCACAGGAGACAGGAUCCGAAGCAAAGUUGAACUGACUCGAUACCUGGGCCCUGCAUGCGAUCUCACCCUCUUCGACUUCAAACAAGGCAUCCUGUGCUAUCCAGCCCCCAAGGCCCAUUCCUUGGCCAUCCCCAGCAGGAAGCGGAAGAAGCCUUCGAAGCCAGCCAAAGCUCAGAAACGUCAGGUUGGACCUCAGAAGAGUGAGGUCAGAAAGGAGACCCCAAGGGAUGAGACCAAGGCUGAUGCUGACACAGUCCCAGCUUCACUUCCUGCUCCUGGGUGCUGUGAGAACUGUGGAAUCAGCUUUUCAGGGGAUGGAACCCGAAGGCAGCGGCUCAAGACUUUGUGCAAGGACUGCCGAGCACAGAGAAUUGCUUUCAACCGCGAACAGAGGAUGUUUAAGCGUGUGGGCUGCGGGGAGUGUGCGGCCUGCCAGGUAACGGAAGACUGUGGGGCCUGCUCCACCUGCCUUCUGCAGUUGCCCCAUGAUGUGGCCUCGGGGCUGUUCUGCAAGUGUGAGCGAAGACGGUGCCUCCGGAUUGUGGAAAGGAGCCGAGGGUGUGGAGUGUGCCGGGGCUGUCAAACCCGAGAGGACUGUGGCCGUUGUCGAGUCUGCCUUCGCCCUCCCCGCCCUGGUCUCAGGCGCCAGUGGAGGUGCGUCCAGCGGCGUUGCCUACGGCACCUCGCGCACCGCCUCCGUCGCCACCAUCAGCGAGGUCAACGACGCCCUCCCCUAGCUGUGGCUCCCCCUGCUGGUAAACAUGGCCGCCGCAGGGGAGGCUGCGACUCCAAGGUGGCUCCCCGGCGGCGCCCUCCCCGAGCCCAGCCUCUGCCUCCACUUCCCCCGUCGCAGCCUCCAGAGUCUCCAGAGCUGCACCCCAGAGCCCUGGCCCCCUCGCCACCUGCUGAAUUCAUCUAUUACUGUGUAGACGAGGACGAGCUACAGCCUUACACGAACCGUCGGCAGAACCGCAAGUGUGGGGCCUGUGCAGCCUGCCUGCGGCGGAUGGACUGUGGCCACUGCGACUUCUGCUGUGACAAGCCCAAAUUUGGGGGCAGCAACCAGAAGCGCCAGAAGUGUCGUUGGCGCCAGUGCCUGCAGUUUGCUAUGAAGCGGCUGCUGCCAAGUGUCUGGGCAGGGUCCGAGGAUGGGGCAGGGCCGCCCCCACCUUACCCUCGUCGAAAGAGGCCUGGCUCUACUCGAAGGCCCCGUCUGGGUCAGACCCUGAAGCCUCCCUUGGCCAUACCCAUAGCCCAACCAGCCCGUGCCCAGACGCCAAUGAAGCAGGAAGAAGGCAGUGGCUUUGUGUUGCCUCCACCUGGCACCGACCUUGUGUUCUUACGGGAGGGUGCAAGCAGUCCCGUGCAGGUGCCUGGCCCAGCCCCAGCUUCUGCAGAAGCUCUGUUGCAGGCAGUAGACCCAGGCCUGCCACCUGUGAAGCAAGAGCCACCUGACCCUGAGGAGGACAAGGAGGAGAACAAGGAUGACUCCGCCUGACUUGGCCCCAGAGGAGGAGGCAGGAGGGGCUGGCACGCCUGUGAUCACGGAGAUUUUCAGCCUGGGUGGAACCCGCCUCCGGGACACAGCAGUCUGGUUGCCAAGAGAGCCAAGCCUCCCAAAGGCCAAGGGGCUGAGCAUCAUCUGGAAAGAAUCCGACGCAGCCAUCAGAAACAUCAUGCUAUUUUGGCUUCCAUUAAGUCAAACGAGCGGGAUUGCUUGAAAGCUGAGUGGGAACAGCACAAUGACCACAAGUUUGUGGACAGUCUUGUGAAAGCAAGAGUCAAGGAUGCCAUGCAGGGGUUUAUCAUCAACACUGAAGAAAGACGAAAUAAGUUACGUGAACUUUUAGCAUCAGAAGAAAAUGAAUAUUUUACUGAAAUGAAAUUGAAAGAAGAAACAAUUGAGGAGAAAAAAGAUAGAAUGAGAGAUAAAAUCAGAUUAUUAAGAGAGAAGAAAGAAAAAGAGAGACAGGAUUUUGUGGCUGAAAAGCUAGACCAGCAAUUCAGGGAACGCUGCGAGGAGCUCCGUGUUGAGUUGUUUUGUAUCCAUCAGAAGACAGUGAGCAGGGAGCGGAAAGCACAGAUAGCAUUUAACGAGGAGCUGAAAAGGCAGAAGCUGGUGGAAGAGCAGAUGUUCUCAAAGCUCUGGGAAGAAGACCGACUGGCCAAAGAGAAGCGAGAAGCUGAAGAGGCAAGGAGACAGAAAGAGCUGGUGGAGAACACACGCCUGGGGCUGAAUGCCCAGAUCACCAGCAUUCAGGUGCAAAGGCAGGCAGCGCAGCGGCUGAAGGAAGAGGAGGCGCGCCUUGUGGAAGACAACAAAGCACAGGUGAAAUUUGAGAAUGAACAGGAUAAGCUAAAGAAACAGAAGACAAAACAGGAAAUAAGGGCUGCUUUGCAAAAAGCCCUCCAAGAGAAGAUGGAGCAUAUUCGGCAGGAAUACAGAGAAGAUCAGGAUUUGAACAUGAAACUCAUGCAAAGCGCCCUUCAAAACCUACAGGAAGAGGCUGAUAAAAAGAAGCAAAAAAGAGAAGAUAUGAGAAGAGAACAGAGGAUAUAUCAUCAAUACUUGGCACAGCAGCGUGAGGAAGAAGAAGCUCAGGAGAAAGAACUGGACAGAAUGUUAGAGAAAGAGAAGGAAAAGAAGUUUGCUGAGAAGGACAAGGAGCUGAGACUUGAAAAGGAGGCAAGAAAACAACUUUUGAAUGAGGUCAUGUGUACAAGAAAACUUCAAGUUCAAGAAAAGUUGCAACGAAAAGCAAAAGAACAGGAAGAACUUGCUAUGGAACAGGAACGCAUAAAUGAAGGUCUUAAAGAGCUUAACCGUGAAGAGAGGGAGAAUUUUACAAGACGCUUCAGUUUAGCCCAGGAGUACAGGAAGCAACUUCAGAUGCAAAUGCGCUCCCAGCAGCAGGCCCGGGAAGCAGAGAAGGAAGAGGAACGCCGAGAGUUUGAGGCAGGAAUAGCAGCAGAGAAGAAUUUCCAGGACAAGAUCCAGGAGAUCCUAUCCACUCAUCAAGUGCUGCCCCGAAAUGUCCACCCUAUGCGGAGGGCAUGCCCUAAUAAGCUUCCGCCAUAGUUUCAUAAACUACACUAUGCUUGUAUGUCCCUUUUAACUCAUGGAUAAACUGGUUUUUUUUUUUUGUUUGUUUGUUUUUUCUGAGUUUGUGUAACUAUAUGCCAUGAAAUUUUCUUCUUAGAAAUUAAACUAUUUCUUUUUUAGAUUUCAUAUACUGACACAUCUGAAUGAUCUACUUCCUAUCACACAGUUAUUUUCCUAACUUACCUCCAUGCCACCCUUUCUUGUUCAUUUAUUAAUAGCUUCACUUUUUCCCAUCCAUCUGUUCAUAUGCCCAUAUCCUUUUGCCUCCUUUCUCUUCUCACUCACAGACAUAAUUCACAAUAUUAGCAGGGCAUUUUUUCAGGCAAAGCUGGGACUAUCAGCCACUUUCAUUAAUCCACUUAUUCAGUUAUUAAACAAAUGUUUACUGAGUACCUCUCACAUGCUGGCACCAUUCUGGAGCUUGAGACUUCAGUGAGAACAAAGCAAACCCCUUGCUCUCAUGGCGAUUACAUUCUAGUGGAGGAAACCAGGUAAGUGUUAAGUGCUAUAGGCAGGAAAUGGCAGGAGUGCUAUUUUAUUUUAUAUGUGAUAGUCAGAUCUCUUUUAGCAGCUGAUAUUUGAAUGAACCAGCCAUGUGGUUAUCUGGGGAGAAAAUAUCCCAGGCAGAAGAAAGAGCCAGUGCAAGGGCCCUGGGACAGAAGUCUGCUUAGUGCAUAUGAGGCAUAGCAUUUGUGCUGGAGUAGAGUGAGGAAAGAGUGGUAGAAGACUAAUUGGAAAGGUAGUGGGGGCCAGAUGAUGUAAGGCCUUGGAAGCAUGGUGAAGACUGGCUUUUACUUCUAUAGGAAGCAGUUAUAGGGUUUUGAGCAGAGAAGCAACCUGAUAUGAUGUAAGAGGGUUGCUGGUUGCCAUGUUGAGGUUAGACUUCAAGGAGACAGGGAUGCAGUUAAGAAGUGAUCACAGUAACCCAGGUUAGGGGUGAUGGUAGUGUGGUAGCCAGCCUCCAAGAUGACCCCUAAUCAUUCUCAAAGUAGGCAAUAUUCACACAGAAGUAUGUGUUUAUGCCCUUGUGUAGUCCCCUUCCAUCCUGAAUCUUGGGCACUAUGUAAAAUAUGUGCAUUUACCAGUUUAAAAAAAAAGGUAGAAAGAAAUCAACAUGUUCAUACACCUAACGUUGAGCAGUAUAAUUAAUUAUUUUCACUUCUUUGAGAAGUUCCCUCCCAAGCUUUGUUUGUAUGGAUACUCAUUUUCACAUUGUGAAUGCACUGCCUUGUUGCUUCACCUAUCACAUUUACAAAUGGCUACAUCAUAGUCUAUUGAGUUAGUGUCCUAUAAUGUACUGAACAUUGGACUUUGAGUUCAUUUCAAAUUUGUCACUGUUACAAAUUAUCCUAUAACAACAUUCAUUUGAAUUAUUUCCUUAGAAUCAUGUAGUUCCCUGAAGUGGGAUUUCUGGGUCAAAGGGGAUAAACAGUGAUAUACUUUUGCUUUCAAGCGCCACAUUUGCAAAAGCAGUUUUUAGAGUUGUAGACUUUUUAGGGAAAUGUUUUCAUGGCCAGUUGGUAUUCUCCCUGAAGAUUUAAAAUGUAUUUGAGGAAAUUGUUUGCUAGAAUCUCUAAGAGGUUUUUCUCUUUAACCUUUCUACGCAUUCAUUCACUCUUACCUCAGCUCUGGGAAUCUAUCUCCUUCUCUGUAUUCAAGCCCCCUUGUGGCCAAAGUUAAUCUCUAAUCCAAAAGUGGGAGUGGGAGUGGGCCACAAAAAAACAAAACGAAAAGAAAAAACUAUCAUUUAAGUUUUGUUGAAAAUCAACUGACCAUUAAUAAUAAGGGUUCAUUUCCAGGCACACUGCUCUGUUCCACUGAUGUAUUUGUCUAUCCUUACACCAACGCAACACUGCAGUGAUGAUCACUGUAGCCUUUAAUAAGGCUUGAAAUUGGUUGUGUGAGGCAUCAAAUAUUGUUCUCUUUCUUCCCCCCAAAAUUAUUUUGUCUGUUCUAGGUUCUUUAAAUUUCCAUAUAAUUGUUAGGAUCAUCUUGUCAAUUUCUACAAAGAUACCUACUGAGAUUUUGAUAGAGAUUGCAUUGAAGCUAUAGAUUAAUUUGGGGAGAACUGCCAUCUAAACAGUCAUGAGUUUUCCAACCGAUGAAGAAGGUCUAUCUCCCCAUUCACUUAGGUCAUCUUUACAUUUUUAAGCAAUGUUUUAUGGUUUUCAGUGUGCAGGCCUUGUGCUUCUUUUGUUAAACUUAUUCUUAAGUAUUUCUCUUUAAUACUAUUAUGAACAGAAUUGUUUUCUUAAUUUAAUUUUUGGAUUAUUCAUUGUUAAUGUGUAGCAAUGUAAUUGAAUUUUGCAUAUUGGACUUCUAUCUUGUGACCUUGCUGAACUCACUUAUUAGUUCUAGUAGUUUAUUUUUUGUUUGUUUUUUAAGAUUCUGUAGGAUUUCUUACA
Messenger RNA from Hippopotamus amphibius kiboko, 5867 nucleotides. RefSeq names its product methyl-CpG binding domain protein 1 (gene MBD1). NCBI's taxonomy places the organism in Eukaryota, Metazoa, Chordata, Mammalia, Artiodactyla, Hippopotamidae. Gene Ontology annotation, molecular function: zinc ion binding; DNA binding. The record is from RefSeq and is a predicted model, not a curated record.